CCCUCAGCUGGAGGACAUGAAAACAUACGCACACACACACAGACAGAGGCAUCACUACCCUUCAUGAGGACAACAACAAAUCUAGCAACUAAUCCUGGACUUUAAGGCGUGAGAGGACGUUUUUCUCGCCAUAAUGAGGAGUCUUUGAGGAAGUUGAGAUCCAGGUUACAAAAGGUGAAGUUUGGAAGAUGAGUGUGAAGAUAAAGAAGAGUGGGAUGGUGAUCAGAUGGCACAAGUCAUUCUCCAUCUUGGCUCCAUGGAGGAAAGGUAAAGAUGGAGACACGGUACUGGACAGUGCAGUCGUGCUUACAAAAAUGAAAUUAUUCAGCAACAUUAGCGAUCAACUUUUAUUGGCAGACGACUCUUCCAACAUCUCAACAGCUUCAGAGCAUAAGAUCUCACUUCACUCUAAAGAAUCUUUGGUUGGUUCCCAAGUUGAAGACCAGUCAGGACAGCAUCAAACUGAGUCCAGUAGGAAGUACCUGUCAGAGAUUUUGUCAGACUCUCAGUUGUCCAGGUUGCACAAGUUUCAGUCGGAGGACUCUGGAGUGGAGUUUUCGAGUGGUGCUAACUCUCCAUCCACUCCGACAGGCUCCGAGCAGAACUUUGUUGUCCACAGUCGUGAGUCCUCCUGUGACUCAUCAAAUUUAACCCCAUCCCCGCUGACCCACUCUGAAAAGAAUGGACAGACAUCUGCCAUUCCACCCCCAGAGGUUACCAGUAUAAAAGUGAACAACAUGCUGACACCUUCUCGUCAACUCAGUUCUUCAUCCUUGAAAACAGGCGUGAACAUUGCUGUGGAUCAGUGCUGUGUGUCACAAAUGAACCUGGAGGACAUGGACAAGAUGAAGGAGGAGGACACCGAGAACUUCAAUUCUGGAAAACAAAAAUUAACGGACACCAAUAAUAACAAGGCUGACAAGGAGUCUUUAAAGGGGAGUCUGGACAAGUACAUGGAUGAAUGCUGCAGACUCAGCCAGGUCCAACAGUUAGUCUCCAAUCCUUUGGGGUCAGGACUUGGUUACUUGGAGCACAUCUGUCAGCUCAUUGAGAAAAUCAGCCAUCUGCAAGAGACCAACCUUCGACUUCAGAGGCAGAUCUGUCGCUUGCAAAAGGACAGCAGCAUGACAAGGACGAAAGAGGACUUUUUCCAACAUCACUGCAGCUGUGGUGCAGCAGGUCUCGUUUUUCCGAACAUGAAUGAGGUUUUGUCACCUGGCGGAACAAUCUCUGAUCUCUCAACCAUUCCCGAGGCCACACGGCAUCAACUUCUUUCAACCACGAGAGACAUGAGCAGUUUAACACAUAAACCUUUGUGGCAAAGAAGUGAUGAUUACCACAAUGACACCACCAAAGGGCUUUCCAUCUUCUAUCAGCCGCUGAGUGAUUCCCACACAUUGGGCAGAGUCAAAGACUUGGUGAAGAGAACCAAGUUGAGAAACCAGAGCAGACUGGGACUGUCCACCUCCUCUCUGAAGAUGUCAUGUCCACAACUGUACAGGCCCGAUUUUGGAGGAGAACAAGUUGCUGGCAGAAACAGGAGCUCCAUGGUUGUGUUGGGACACCACAACACGUGGGACAUUCCUUGGCUACAAUAAAUAUAUCCAGAUGGCGCCACAGAGAAGAAGAAACACUGACAGUGAUUCUAGACGAGGACAAAAAGAGGAAAAAUAAAAAUAAAGAGGACAAGAAACUCGAAGGCAAAGAGAGCCAAAGCUACCAGAAAUUGAAAUCUGAUACGAUAAAAAAAGAAAUGUAUGUUACAUGUAAGACAACGUCAAUGGUAACAUUACAUUACAUUAUUUUACUGUACGAGUAAAUUUGCAUUGUAAAAUGAUCUAUCUAAUGUGCAAUAUAAAUAUUCUUACUGUAAGUGAUGUAAAUAUGAUCCAUUUAAUUAUCUGUUAACAUUUUGGAGUGCAUGCAGAUGACGUAACAUAACAAGUAAUGCAACAAAUAUGACAUUUCAUUUAAACAAAUAAAAGCCUUCCUGCUGUAUCCUCGUAUGAAUCUACUUCAGCUAUUGAGCUCAGCUGUCAAAAUGACUUUAACAGAAGACAGAAAAACAUUAAAUACCAAAAUGAUGCAACAAUUAAAAUGUUUAAGUUCAUGUUUAAGUUC
Messenger RNA from Entelurus aequoreus (snake pipefish), 2121 nucleotides. RefSeq lists its product as uncharacterized. The transcript is spliced from 8 exons. Lineage: Eukaryota; Metazoa; Chordata; Actinopteri; Syngnathiformes; Syngnathidae. The record is from RefSeq and is a predicted model, not a curated record. The coding region runs from base 189 to 1598 and encodes 469 amino acids.